Molecule: messenger RNA, 3267 nt
Organism: Vitrella brassicaformis
Lineage: Eukaryota; Vitrellaceae
Source: the annotation of a GenBank genome assembly
UCACUGGAGCCGCCCCUCUGUGGUGGUCAUCUCGGGCGCAUUGUCUGCAGAGGCCAUCACCGCAUCACCGCUCUGGUCCACCUGCACCCAACACACAACACACAACCCAUGUGUGUCCUCGUGUGUGUCUCCCAUAUGGCCUGCCUACCUAUCAUCCCUCGAUCACCUCACUUGGUCUCGCUGGUGCUUGUCGCGUACGCCCCCGCCGCCGGUGUCGCCCUCGUUGUUGCCAUUGUUGUGGUGUCCCUCUUCCUCCUCUUCAAUGGCGUCGACGCCGUUCUCCAUGGGGUCGUGCUCGCGGCCAGCAGGGAGCACAUCCACAUCGUCACCUGUGUGUGCACAUUGGGGUGUGAGGGUGGGUGUGGGUGCGCCUGGAUGGGUGUGGGGUUACUUGCGAGUCGCUGCUGGUAGGGCCGCUUGACGCCCGAGCGGGGGGUCUCCUCCUCGCCGUUCAACUCGUCCUCUAAAUGGCACACAUAGCACACAGACAGGAGACAGGCAGUGUGUAUGCAUGGGGGGGGGGGUGAAUGGGUGUGUAUGGGGCGUCAUCUCACCGUCUGCGCCCUCCUCGUCGUCGUCUUCGUCGCCCAUCUCCAUGUCGUUGUCCACAUCCAUACCUAAACACAAACACAGAGAGAGAGAGAGGGAGAGAUAUCCUUUGGUGCAGAUGCGUUUCUCGAUUUCUCAAGUGAGUACCCAUCGUUCGGCCGUCCCGGUUGUCGCGGUCUCUAUCUCGGUCUUUGAUGGCCGGCUGGCGGGAGCGACGCUGCGAAGGCGCUCCCUCACGCGGCAAAGGCGCUCCCUCACGACGCAAACGACCCUGAUCGAUGAGUGCGUGGAUGAAUGGGUGGAUGAAUGUGUGGAUCAAACACCGACCCACCUGCAUGGGCAUGACGUUCUUUCGCGAUGCGUUUCGCAUGGUGUCGACACGCGAGGGGCCGUAGCGCAUCGCACGCGACCGGCCGAAACCAACUGAAUACACACAUGCACACACACACACCUAGAUGUGCGGGGUGGGGAGUUGUGUUGUGUGGCUGCAUACACUCUCGCUCAUCGUCGAAGAGGGCCCCGCCGCCGCGCUCGCCGCCUUCCUUGCGCUUGAGGAAAUGGGGGUCCACCGCUAUCUAUGGGUGGACGCAGAUGGACACAUACACGGUGGGGUGUGUCGUGGCGUGGGUGUGAUGUGUACCUGUAUGUCUAGUUUUCGGAUCAUUUCGCCUAUGUCGAUCAUCUGCUUGGCCUGUGCGUCCAUCUGCUGCUGAGUCAACACGCCCUCCCCACUAUCCUUGGUCGAAUCCUGCACACACACACACACACACACACACAUCGGUGGUCAUCAGUAUGUGUGUGUGGUCUGGUGUGUGUACCUCGUCUGUGUCUCCUUCGCUGAAUAUGACGUGGUUGGAGCUGUGGUCUAUCACCGCGUUGAUCUGACCCUGCAGACAUCGUCAUGCACGUGUGUGUAGGGGGGGCCACGCCACGCCAUUCCCAUCUCUCUCCCCCCUCUCCCUUUCUCCACUUACCCGUGUAAUCAUGUCGAAGACCAUCGUCUCGGCCUCGUCCACAGACUGCACACAUCCACACAUCCAUCCAUCCAUCCAUCACACGAGAGGCACACGUCCAACGCUCAUGCGUCUACCUGAAGCUGCACUCGCUGUCUGAUGUCGUCGAGGGAGAGGGUGAGAUACGUAGACGUCAGGUUCACUAUCAUGCGACGAUGCAGCGCCUGAUAUAUGGAUGGACAGAGACAUGCGUGUGGAUGGAUGGACAGAUGCGUGUGUGUGUGUGUGUGUGUGUUUGUGUGGUGUCGAUCUUACAGCGCUGCACUGUUUGGCGAGUCCCAUGUUUUGGUCGCGGUUGAGUAUGUCGACAGAGGAGGGGCCGCUCAGCACACGGGCCAUCUUGACAGUAUCCUGCACACAGACACACACAUACACACACACGUACACCAAUGUGAGUGCAUUUGGGGGGAUGGGUACUUUGCUUUUGAACGCGUCGAUGAUGUCAUUGUAGGGCGACAGACCCUGCACAGACGGCGCACAAGUGAGGACGCUUGUGCCCUGUGUAUGUCUCGUGUGAGUGUCUGUGUAUACCGUUGCGCCUGAAGACUGCGAGCGGUAGUUGUGAUGGCCGCUGGAGGGAGCGAUAGCACGAGACAACGCCUACACACACACGCGCACACACAUGGAAUGCGAAUGUGCAUAUGUGCAUGUGAAUGUGCAUGUGUGCAGCACACUCACAGGUGAGGAUUUGGGUGUCUGGGGGCCCUCGCCGUGUUCGAUCAGAUGCACCAACACCAGCUUCUUCCACGCGUCAAUCUGACAUUCACACACACACACCCGCAUGUGUACGCGCACCCAUCAGUACACCCACAUCUAUGGGGCCAUCCACACCUGGAUGGCCGACACACAUGUGCCGGGGCAGCAGAGCACGAGAUUGAGGAACUGAAUGGCGCGGGGGUACUCCUGCACAGCACACACAAACACCACACACGCAUAAAAUGAGUGCAUGUGUAAUCAGGGUGGGUGUGUGGUGUGGUUGCCUUGAGUCCGAUGUGUAUCAUGGCGCCGUAGUAGAAGUACAGCAGAAAAUCCUCCACGUACAGACACGUUUGCUAAGAACACACACACACACAUGUGCUGUGUAGACCCUCUUGUGUGUGCAGAUUUACCUUCGGCUUGAGAUCGAGAAUGGGCACCUCUAUCACGUCGACGGCGUACGUGUAGUGCUUCAGCUUCAGACACACCUGCCACACACACACACACACAGCAACACUGCCAUCCGCCUGUGUCUGUGUGUGAGUGUCGUUCCUCACUUUGAGGAAUUCCGGGGUAUGGGUGUGAGCACAUGGGGCGCCGGCUGCAGCUUGCCGAUCGCCGCCUUCAACGCAGGCAACGAACGCAGACCUGCAUUGCCGCCACACCCACACACCCACACCCACACACCCACACACACACACAGCAUACACACAUAGACACGUGUGUAUGUGUGUAUGGCGGUGUGUGUGUGCGUGUGUGCCUUGCGGGAGCUGCAUGGCCAUCUCUGAGUAUCGGUAACAAAUGGAGUAGAACUCGCGAGCCACCAGCUUGAUCUACACCACACACACACACACACACACCCGUCCAUCUUUUGUGCCCCUGCGUGUGUGUGUGCAGGUGUGUGUGUGUGUGUGUGUGUGUGUACCUGUGUGGCGUCGCAGUCCUUGAGGAAGUUGGUCACGUAGCGGAACACCGCAUUCCGGUCGGCGUUGUCGUCCAUGUGCCUCAU